Messenger RNA from Colletotrichum graminicola M1.001, 1683 nucleotides. RefSeq names its product zinc finger protein Yan. Gene Ontology annotation, molecular function: nucleic acid binding; zinc ion binding. The transcript is spliced from 2 exons. The record is from RefSeq and is a predicted model, not a curated record. Gene Ontology annotation, cellular component: preribosome, large subunit precursor. Gene Ontology annotation, biological process: ribosomal large subunit biogenesis. The coding region runs from base 1 to 1683 and encodes 560 amino acids. NCBI's taxonomy places the organism in Eukaryota, Fungi, Ascomycota, Sordariomycetes, Glomerellales, Glomerellaceae.
AUGGCGAGCGUCGAUGUUGCUGCUCUCGGUGCCAUUCCCGCCAAUGGAGGGGCAACCGCCGCUUCACAUCCCUACACCUGCAACACCUGCUCUGUUGCGUACCGAAACAUCGACUUGCAAAGAGGUCACAUGAAGAGCGACUGGCAUCGAUACAACCUCAAGCGCAGAGUCGCCUCCCUUCCUCCCAUCUCCUCCGAAGUCUUCAACGAGAAGGUUCUACAGGCCCGCGCCGUUCAGACGGCCGAGGCAGAGAAGGCCUUGUUUGAGCGCAGCUGUGAUGCGUGCCAGAAGUCGUACUCGAGCGAGAAUGCGUACCAGAACCAUCUCACGAGCCAGAAGCACAAGGUCCGCGUCGCCGCCAUUGCUAGACGCAAGGGUGGCGUCGCCGAUGAUGCCAGCUCUGUCAUGAGCUCUACCUUCUCCCUCGGCGAGCCCAUCGCUGUCGACAAGGAGAACGAGUUGGAUUCCGAGGCCGAGGAGGAGUUCACCCAGGUUGUCGAGGGUCUCAAGAAGGCCAACAUUCAUGAGUCCCACGACGAGCGCCCAUCCCCCGUCAAGCGUCCCUCCAACCCCCAAUUAUCUGCUCAGGGCCAGCGUGCCAGCGAUGAAGCCUCCAUUAACCGCGAGUCCGACUCCACCACUCCCGUUCCGUCUAAGCCGGAGAUCGCCUGGAGCAUAAAGUCCUGCCUUUUCUGCAAUUACGAGUCACCCACUGUCCCACUCAACGCCAACCAUAUGGAGCGAUUCCACGACAUGUUCAUCCCCGAGAAGCAGUACCUGGUCGACCUUGAGGGUCUGCUGCAGCACCUUCAGGAGCGCAUCCAUGAGGGCCACCAGUGCUUGUACUGCUUCAAGACCAAGAAGACGGCAUUCGCCGUGCAGACCCACAUGCGUGACAAAGGACACUGCAAGAUCCCCUACGACACCGAGGAGGUCCAGCUGGAUAUUGGUGACUUCUACGAUUUCCGCAGCACUUACUCCGAUGGCGACGAGUCGGAGGACGACGAGGCUGAGCAGAAUGGCGGGGCCAAGCUGGGUCUGAAGCGUCCCACCAAGCUUGUUGGUGAAGACGGCGAAGAGGUCGAAGAUGGCGCGGAGGAUGGAUGGGAGACGGACAGUUCAGCCUCUUCUCUCGACUCGGCCGACUUGACGGCUUUCACUGCGGAUGGCCGCUACGAGCAGUUUGAGCGUCUGGACAAGCACCCUCACCAUGCUCGUGACGACCCCCGCAAUCACCACCAGGCGGAUGGCUGGCACUCUCAUGCCCACAAGCACACCCGUGCCGUCUUCUACGAUGAAUACGAGCUUCACCUGCCGUCUGGCAAGGCAGUCGGUCACCGCUCUCACAACCGGUACUUCAGACAGAAUCUCCACAACUACCCCACUGCCGAGGAACGUCAGGAGCGCCUGGCCAUCGAGGCAGGCUCGGGCGAUGAGAUGGAUGUCGAUGGCAGAGAGGUUGCCCCCACCGGUGACCGGAAGACUCGGAACCACCGUGCCGUGGCUCGUAGAGAUGCUGCGGGCAUGGCUGGUGCGACUGACAAGCAGAAGCGUGUCGUCAGACAGGAGGAGGUCAGAGGUCGCAGCAACGCUACCCGUCACCAGAAACGUUACGACUACGGAGUUAGCGUGAAGCUCAACAACCAGAAGAACUUUUACUACCGCUACCAGGCCGGUGGUUGA